AUGGCAGAAGAACGAUCUGAACGAUCCGAUGGAAAGAUUGUCAAAAUGGAGAUCGACUAUAGCUCAACUGUAGACCAACGUCUCCCGGAAUGCGAGAAAAUGGCAAAAGAUGGCAAGCUGCAAGAGGCAGUUGAAAGCUUGUUGUCAUUGGAGAAGCAAACUAGAACGGCAUCUGACAUGGUGUCCACGUCCAGAAUUCUUGUGGCUGUGGUUCAAAUGUGUUACGCAGCAAAAGACUGGGAUGCCCUGAAUGAAAACAUUAUGCUGCUUUCUAAAAGAAGGAGUCAGCUCAAACAGGCUGUUGCAAAAAUGGUGCAAGAAUGUUACAAGUAUGUUGAUUCUGUAACUGAUUUGACCAUCAAGCUGCGGCUCAUCGAUACUCUGCGCACUGUGACUGCUGGAAAGAUCUAUGUUGAGAUUGAGCGUGCCAGGCUCACAAAGACAUUGGCUAAUAUCAAGGAAAAAAGUGGAGAUGUAAAAGAGGCAGCAUCCAUUCUUCAAGAGUUGCAGGUUGAGACAUAUGGCUCAAUGGAGAAAAAAGAGAAAGUGGAGUUCAUCUUGGAACAGAUGAGGCUCUGCGUUGCUGUCAAGGAUUACAUUCGGACACAGAUCAUUAGUAAGAAAAUAAACACCAAAUUCUUCCAAGAGGAGGGCAGUGAGGAGCUGAAGCUUAAGUACUACAACCUAAUGAUUCAGGUGGACCAGCAUGAGGGAUCCUACCUGUCUAUCUGCAAACACUAUCGAGCCAUUUAUGACACCCCUUGCAUCUUGGAAGACAGCAGCAAGUGGCAACAGGCUCUGAAGAGUGUCGUGCUGUAUGUGAUUCUUGCCCCAUAUGACAAUGAGCAGUCUGACCUCGUACACAGAAUCAGUGCAGAUAAGAAGUUGGAAGAGAUUCCCAAAUACAAGGACCUCUUGAAGCAAUUCACCACCAUGGAGCUUAUGCGCUGGGCUGCCCUGGUGGAGGAUUAUGGGAAAGAGCUCCGAGAGGGCUCAUCCGGGAGCCUCGCUACAGAUGUCUUUUUGUAUUCUGAGGAGGGAGAGAAGCGGUGGAAGGAUCUGAAGAACAGAGUGGUGGAGCAUAACAUAAGAAUAAUGGCCAAAUAUUACACCAGAAUCACAAUGAAGAGGAUGGCCGGGCUACUUGACCUCUCUGUUGAUGAAUCUGAGGAGUUUCUCUCCAGCCUUGUUGUGAACAAGACCAUCUACGCCAAGGUGGACCGUUUGGCUGGGAUAAUCAACUUUCAGAGGCCCAAAGAUCCCAACGACCUACUCAACGACUGGUCACACAAACUCAACUCCCUUAUGUCGCUGGUCAACAAAACAACACAUCUCAUUGCGAAGGAGGAAAUGAUCCACAACCUGCAGUGA
Nerophis lumbriciformis (worm pipefish) is the source of this 1371-nucleotide messenger RNA. NCBI's taxonomy places the organism in Eukaryota, Metazoa, Chordata, Actinopteri, Syngnathiformes, Syngnathidae. The record is from RefSeq and is a predicted model, not a curated record.